UAUGGGUCACAAAACCCAACCCGAAAUGUAUACAGAUCCAAGUCCAGACAUAAACCUCAGAAAAAACCUAUCUAAUAUUGCCGCCUCGCCCUUAUACCCUACUCUUCCGCUAAUCAAAAUUCAAUUGACGCGCACCGUUUCGGAGCGUGGCUCCUCCUCCUCCAUGGGCAAGACCAAGACCCUCUCCGUCGAUCGAAGACCGUCGGAGUGUGUCUCCUCAUAUUCCGUCCACAAGAUCAGUUCCAUAGAUUGGAUACCUUCUCCGGUGGUGGCUUUGGCCACCAGCUUCGACGGCUUGCGAGUCGCCGCCGCUCGCCACGACGGCUCCCUCGAAAUAUGGCUCGUCUCGCCCGGCUCCAUCGGCUGGCACUGUCAGCUGACUAUACACGGAAACCCUAACGGAAGAGUAACGUCGCUUAUUUGGUGCCCCGGUGGUCCUCACGGAAGUCGCUUGUUUUCGUCUCACUUAGACGGCUCCGUUACUAAGUGGGAUCUUUUCCACUUGAACCAGGAGACGGUGCUUGAGUCGGUUGGUGUCUCAAUUUGGAAAAUGGCAGUGACUUUUCCCAAGGGUGACAAGAUAAAUGAUGAGAGGAAGGGUGAUCAAAUGGGGAAUGGGUUCCAUGAUUUUGUUGAACAUGAGAGCAGUGAAAGUGAUGAAGAUUCUGAUUCACCUGGUCCUCACGAGGGUUCUGUGGGUGAGAAUCCACGUGUGGCAAUUGGUCUUGACAAUGGACAUGUGGGAAUUUAUGAUAUCUCUGACACAGAUGAAUUUAUUUACGUAAAAUCCUUGCCUCGGGUCAAAGGACGAGUUUUAAGUGUGGCAUGGAGUACAGAUGCUAACUACAUAUAUUCAGGAAGUAGUGACGGGUUGAUAAGAUGCUGGAAUGCUGCAUUGGGCAAUGAAAUAUAUAGGAUUACAGUUGGACUUGGAGGUUUGGGCAGUGGACAUGAACUUUGCAUAUGGUCAUUACUGUCUUUAAGGUCCGGGACACUUGUUAGUGCUGACAGCAGUGGUAGUGUCCAGUUUUGGGACAGCCAACAUGGAACUCUCUUGCAAACACAUUCACUACACAAGGGACAUGUAAAUGCUCUGGCAGCAGCCCCUAGUCAUGAUAGGGUGUUCUCUGCUGGUUCUGAUGGCCAGGUUAUUCUUUACAAGCUGUGUAGUAGUCAGUCAGCAUCAUCUGAUGAUAACAAACCGCUAUCAACGAUGAAGAGAUGGAUGUAUGUUCACUGUGUAAGGGCUCACACGCAUGACAUCAGGGCUCUGACUGUUGCUUUACCGAUAAGUCAUGAAGAUAUUAAGGCAGAAAGGAGAAUUAAAAGAGCUCGACGUGAAGAAAAGCCCAUUCAUUUUAGUUACCAUAAGUGGGCUCAUUUGGGGGUUCCCAUGCUCAUCUCUGCAGGAGAUGACACAAAACUUUUUGCAUAUCCGGUGAAAGAAUUCACUAAGUUUUAUCCUCAUGAUAUCUGUCCUGCUCCUCAGAGAACACCCAUUCAACUAGUGCUCAGUUCUGUCUUUAAUCAAUCCAAAAUGCUUUUAGUUCAAUCUUCGCAAUGCAUAGAUAUUCAUUUGCUACAACUAAAAAAUGUACGGACUCCUGGUGAUCUUGCAAAAACCAAAAUACUUUGUCGAGUCAAGAGUAAGGCAUCUCAAAAGAUAAUUUGCAGUACAAUUUCUGAUUCAGGGGCGCUAUUUGCAUACUCUGAUCAAGAGAAGCCUAGGCUUUAUGAAUUGGAAAGUGGUGAGGUUGGUAAAAUCACAUGUGAUGUUCGUAGACGGACACUUCCUCAGAGAUUACCAUUUGCCCAUUCCAUGAUUUUUACGCACGACUCCUCCUGCUUGAUAGUAGCAGGUCACGAUAGAAUGAUAUAUGUUGUGGAUGUUGAGAGAUCAGAAUUAAUGCACACUUUUACUCCCCGCCGCGAAUUGAAUGAGGAAUCAAGUCCAACCGAGCCACCCAUCACAAGAUUGUUUUCUAGUUCAGAUGGGCAGUGGUUGGCAGCUGUGAACUGCUUUGGGGAUAUAUAUGUAUUUAACUUGGAGACACGAAGGAAUCAGUGGUUCAUUUCUAGAUUGGAUGGUGCCUCUGUUACAGCUGGUGGAUUUUCACCCGAGAACAGCAAUGUAUUAAUAGUUACAACAUCAUCAAAUCAAGUGUAUGUUUUUGAUGUUGAGGCCAAACAGUUGGGAGAAUGGUCAAGGCAUACAUCUACUCUUCCGAGGAGAUAUCAGGAAUUUCCUGGUGAAGUUAUUGGUCUCUCAUUCUCUCCUUCGCCAACCUCAUCUUCUGUUGUUGUUUACAGCUCCAAGGCAAUGUGCUUGAUUGACUUUGGGUUGUCUGCGGAGGCAGACGAAAGUCAUAAUCUAAUUAAUCAAGAUUUGAAGGCAAAUAUUAUACAAAACUUCAAUACGAAGAAGAGGACUAAACAUAAUAGAAAGAACUUUAAUGUUGUACCAUUAGAGAAUCCUGUUUUAUUUUUAGCUUAUACUUCAAAAAAUUCUUUGUUUAUGGUAGACAAACCUUGGUUGCAAGUGGUCAAGAGUUUAGAAGCCCCACCAGUCCACAGACAUAUAUUUGGGACAUGAGCACUGAGCAACUUAGAGAGUUCUCAACGUGAGGGGAUAAUUUUUUUUUUCUUUUUCUUUUCGUCUCUUCAUGAUUGGGAUUUAGAAUCUUGUAAUGUGAUAUCAUAAUCAAUUUUGUUUCAUUAGUAAUGGCUUAUUCACAUUGUUUUUUAUUUACACUGUUUUUAUUCAA
Cajanus cajan (pigeon pea) is the source of this 2765-nucleotide messenger RNA. Its product is annotated as WD repeat-containing protein PCN. The record is from RefSeq and is a predicted model, not a curated record. Gene Ontology annotation, molecular function: protein binding. Lineage: Eukaryota; Viridiplantae; Streptophyta; Magnoliopsida; Fabales; Fabaceae. Gene Ontology annotation, biological process: meristem growth; meristem maintenance.